CCGCCCCCAGCCAGCCCUGGAUCCCGGCCCCCGGAGAGGACUCGCAUUUCGACUUGCGGGACACUUUUGUGCGUUUCUCCCGAGCGCGCCUCUCGCGCUCGCCCCUCCUGCGCUCGCGCUUUCUAGCCCUCACCUCCUUCUCCCAUUCUCUCCCUCUCUCCUUCUCGUCCGCUCCUAGAGUUGUUGUGCUUGUUGCUGCCCCGCUCCUCGCUCCUUCUCCCCCCUUUCUUCCCCCUUCCCCUCCCCGGGGGUGUGUGUGGCAACUUUUCCCCCCUCGCUGCUCCUUCUCCUGUUUGCCCUUAUAUGUGACCAUGGCAGUGCCGGCGGCUUUGAUCCCUCCGACCCAGCUGGUCCCCCCUCAACCCCCGAUCUCCACGUCUGCUUCCUCCUCUGGCACCACCACCUCCACCUCCUCGGCGACCUCGUCCCCGGCUCCGUCCAUCGGACCCCCGGCGUCCUCCGGGCCGGCUCUGUUCCGGCCGGAGCCCAUCGCCUCUGCGGCGGCGGCGGCGGCCACAGUCACCUCUCCCGGCGGCGGCGGCGGAGGCAGCGGAGGCGGCGGUGGCAGCGGUGGCAACGGCGGCAGCGGAGGCGGCGGUGGCGGCGGCGGCGGCGGAGGCAACUGCAACCCCAGCCUGGCGGCCGCGAGCAACGGCAGCGGCAUCAGCGCUGGCGGCGGCGGCGCCUCGAGCACCCCCAUCAACGCGAGCACCGGCAGCAGCAGCAGCAGUAGCAGCAGCAGCAGCAGCAGCAGCAGCAGUAGCAGCAGCAGCAGCAGCAGUAGCAGCAGCAGCUGCGGCCCCCUCCCCGGGAAACCCGUGUACUCAACCCCGUCCCCAGUGGAAAACACCCCCCAGAAUAAUGAGUGCAAAAUGGUGGAUCUGAGGGGGGCCAAAGUGGCUUCCUUCACGGUGGAGGGCUGCGAGCUGAUCUGCCUACCCCAAGCUUUCGACCUGUUCCUGAAGCACUUGGUGGGGGGCUUGCACACAGUCUACACCAAGCUGAAGCGGUUGGAGAUCACGCCGGUGGUGUGCAAUGUGGAACAGGUUCGGAUCCUGAGAGGACUGGGAGCCAUCCAGCCGGGAGUGAACCGCUGCAAACUCAUCUCCAGGAAGGACUUCGAGACCCUCUACAAUGACUGCACCAACGCAAGUUCUAGACCUGGAAGACCUCCUAAGAGGACUCAAAGUGUCACCUCCCCAGAGAACUCUCAUAUCAUGCCACAUUCUGUCCCUGGCCUCAUGUCUCCUGGAAUAAUUCCGCCAACAGGUCUUACAGCAGCAGCUGCAGCAGCUGCCGCUGCUACCAAUGCAGCUAUCGCUGAAGCAAUGAAGGUGAAAAAAAUCAAAUUAGAAGCUAUGAGUAACUAUCAUGCCAGUAAUAACCAACAUGGAGCUGAUUCCGAAAAUGGGGACAUGAAUUCAAGUGUUGGCAGCAGUGAUGGUUCUUGGGAUAAGGAAACACUGCACUCUUCCCCAUCUCAGGGAUCUCAGGCUACUGUUUCCCACCCCCGCAUGCCUGGAGCGCAUAGCCUUCCAGUUAGUCAUCCUCUCAACCAUCUUCGGCACAGCCACCUGCUGCCAAAUGGACUGGAACUUCCUUUUAUGAUGAUGCCCCACCCUCUAAUUCCUGUCAGCCUACCUCCAGCAUCUGUCACCAUGGCAAUGAGCCAGAUGAACCACCUCAGCACCAUUGCAAAUAUGGCAGCGGCAGCACAAGUUCAGACUCCUCCAUCCAGAGUUGAGACCUCUGUUAUUAAGGAGCGCGUUCCUGAUAGUCCCUCGCCAGCCCCCUCUCUGGAGGAGGGUCGCAGGCCCGGCAGCCACCCGUCUUCACACCGCAGCAGCAGCGUGUCCAGCUCCCCCGCAAGGACCGAGAGCUCUUCUGACAGAAUCCCUGUCCAUCAGAAUGGGUUGUCCAUGAACCAGGUGCUGAUGGGUUUAUCACCAAAUGUGCUCCCUGGACCAAAGGAGGGAGAUUUGGCUGGUCAUGACAUGGCACAUGAGUCAAAGAGGAUGCAUAUUGAAAAAGAUGAGACCCCGCUUUCUACACCAACCGCAAGAGAUGGCCUUGACAAACUUUCUCUAACUGGGCAUGGACAACCACUGCCUCCAGGUUUUCCAUCUCCUUUUCUGUUUCCUGAUGGAUUGUCUUCCAUAGAGACCCUCCUGACUAAUAUACAGGGGCUUUUGAAAGUUGCCAUAGAUAAUGCCAGAGCUCAAGAAAAACAGGUCCAACUGGAGAAAACAGAGCUAAAGAUGGAUUUUUUAAGGGAAAGAGAACUAAGGGAAACUCUUGAGAAGCAGCUGGCUAUGGAACAAAAGAACAGAGCCAUAGUUCAAAAGAGGCUAAAAAAGGAGAAGAAGGCAAAAAGAAAAUUGCAAGAAGCACUUGAAUUUGAGACAAAACGGCGUGAGCAAGCAGAGCAGACACUAAAACAGGCAGCUUCAACAGAGAGUCUCAGAGUUUUAAAUGACUCUCUGACCCCAGAGAUAGAAGCUGACCGCAGUGGCGGCAGAACAGAUGCUGAAAGGACAAUACAAG
Molecule: messenger RNA, 2544 nt
Organism: Heterocephalus glaber (naked mole-rat)
Lineage: Eukaryota; Metazoa; Chordata; Mammalia; Rodentia; Bathyergidae
Source: RefSeq, a predicted model, not a curated record